Molecule: messenger RNA, 3469 nt
Organism: Olea europaea var. sylvestris
Lineage: Eukaryota; Viridiplantae; Streptophyta; Magnoliopsida; Lamiales; Oleaceae
Product: probable LRR receptor-like serine/threonine-protein kinase At2g16250
Exons: 4
Coding region: 459-3158 (899 amino acids)
Biological process (GO): protein phosphorylation
Molecular function (GO): protein kinase activity; ATP binding; protein binding
Source: RefSeq, a predicted model, not a curated record
ACGGACCCUCCGUCGCCACCAUACGGUGAGCAUAAGCCCCAACAAAAGGUCCCCUUUCCUGGAUACGUAUAAGUAUACAUAGACUUCUCAUAUAUCUUUCUGUCAUUGUCUUGUCUAUCUAAAGCCCAGUUUUUUUGACUUCAUUUUUGUAAUCCCUCUCCCUCUUUGGAACUGGAAGAAAGAAAUAGGAGAGAGAGAGAGAGAGAGAGAGAGAGAGAGAGAGACAUUUCGAGAAAAUAGAACCUGUGAGUUUGAAGAAUCAAAGCGUCAUUGCUUGUAGCUAUUGAGGUAUGGUACCCCAGAAAGUUUGUUUCUUUUAUUUCAAGGCAACAUAUAAUUAUCAAGUGUGUAUUCCUCUAUAAUUCUUAGAAUCCUGAAUUUUUCUAAACCCAAUAGCUCUUUAGUGUAAGGGUUAUGUAUGAAUGUGAAGCCAAUUUUAUUAUAAGUUCAAUGAAGGUAUGGUGAAUCGGUGUAGCAAGGUGGUUCUGGUCUGUGUUGUGUCGUUUUUCUUGCUAAUUGAUUGUACAGUAGAGCAGCAAUUCUUGGUGUCAAGGCAAGAAAGAUUGGCACUGCUUCAAUUGAGAUCUUCAUUAGGGUUGAGGGCAAAAGAGUGGCCUUUAAAAUCCGACCCAUGUACUGCCUGGGCGGGUAUAAAAUGUACAAAUGGGCGGGUUACAGGGAUCAACGUUUCCGGGUUCAGGAGGACUCGAAAGGGAAGUCAAAACCCCCAGUUCUUGGUUGAUGCCUUACAGAGUUUCACCUUUUUGUCCUCAUUCAAUGCCUCGAAUUUGGCACUUCCGGGUUCUAUCCCUGAGUGGUUUGGCCUUCGACUUGGCUCACUGCAAGUGCUUGAUCUCAGGUCUUGUUCAAUCGUUGGUACUAUUCCAUUUAGUCUUGGCAAUUUGAGUAGCUUAGCUGAACUUCAUUUAUCUGAUAAUAAUCUUACUGGAAUAGUUCCUACAAGUUUAGGUCAGUUGUUGCUCCUUUCUGUACUUGAUCUUUCGCAGAAUUCCCUCACAGGAUUGAUUCCGAGGACAUUUUCAGCCCUUGGGAACCUUACGUUUCUUGAUAUGUCUUUGAAUUUCUUCUCCGGGGCAAUUCCUCUGGAAAUUGGCACUUUGUCUAGGCUGCAGUACUUGAAUCUUUCAGGCAACAGUUUGUCCUCUUCUAUACCCGCCCAACUCAGUGACCUUUCCAAUCUGGUUGACCUUGAUCUCAGUAUUAAUUCAUUAUUGGGAUCCAUUCCCCCUGGUCUGAGAGGGCUGAAAAACUUGCAGAAAUUGAUAAUUGGGAAUAAUUUCCUAUCUGGAACAUUGCCUGGCGAUUUGUUCCCCCUUUUGACUCAGUUGCAGCACCUGGUUCUGAGUCAUAAUAGCUUCACUGGUGACUUUCCAGUUGUGCUGUGGUCAAUGCCCCAAUUGCGGUUUCUAGAUGCCUCGAGAAAUAACUUUACUGAUACACUGCCCGAUCUAAGCUUGAAUGCUAAUGCCAGUGUUGCAGUAUUUAACAUUUCACAGAAUUUCUUUUAUGGGAAUCUUACAUCUGUAAUAGGGAGACUCAGGUUUAUUGACGUGUCUGGGAAUUAUCUCCAAGGUAGGGUUCCAGAUUAUGCCAGUGGAAACACGCCUUUAAGUAGGAACUGUCUCCGGAAUGUCGCAAGUCAAAGGAGUGCCAGUGAAUGCGCAUCAUUCUAUGCCGAGAGGGGCCUGGUGUUUGAUAAUUUUGGAAUGCCAAAUGGCACUCAGCCUCUUGCACCUAAAUCUGACAAGACCCACCGAGAAGUAAUAAUUUUGGCAUCUGUUUUGGGGGCUGCUGGGCUCAUUGCACUUUUGGCAAUUGUGUUUGUACUGCUGAUUUUAUGCAAGCGCAAAACUGGUGCAACAAACCAGAGGAGCAUUGGCGUGGGGCCUGUUCCUGCAAAUGGAAGUUCUCCUUUUGGAGCAUCGCUAAAUUUUUCUAGUCUAGGAGACGCAUUUACCUAUAAGCAAAUUCUUGAAGCCACGGGUGAAUACAGUGAUCUAAAUCUGAUCAAGAAUGGCCAUUCCGGUGACUUCUUCCGCGGUAUCCUUGAGAAUGCAAACCCUAUAGUCAUAAAAAAAUUCGAUUUGCGUUCAUCAGUGAAAAAGGAAGCAUAUAUGUUAGAAUUGGACCUGUUUAGCAAGGUUUCUCAUCAAAGAUUGGUACCUCUAUUGGGACACUGCUUGGAGAAUGAGAAUGAGAAGUUUCUCAUAUACAAAUACAUGCCAAAUGGAGACCUAUCCAGUUCAUUGUUCAAGAAAACAAAUUCAGAUGAUGGCAGUUUACAGUCACUGGAUUGGAUAACAAGAUUGAAAAUUGCAAUUGGAGCUGCAGAAGGUUUAUCUUACCUACACCAUGAAUGUAAUCCGCCAUUUGUUCAUAGGGACAUUCAAGCCAGCAGCAUACUUCUUGAUGAUAAAUUUGAAGUGCGGUUAGGAAGCUUGAGCGAAGUUUGUGUUCAAGAGAGGGACACUAAUCAAAAUAGUAUCACAAGGUUGCUGCGGUUGCCACCGUCAUCAGACCAAGGAACUUCAGGUAUGAAAAAUGCAACGUGUGCCUAUGAUGUUUACUGCUUCGGGAAGGUUUUGCUGGAGCUCGUAACAGGCAAGUUGGGUAUCAGUUCAUCAAAUGAUACCACGACGAAGGAGUGGUUAGAAGCGACAUUACCUUACAUCAGUAUAUAUGAUAAGGAACUUGUGACAAACAUUGUCGACCCCUCAUUAAUCAUAGACGAGGAUCUGCUGGAGGAAGUGUGGGCCAUGGCAAUUGUUGCGAGAUCUUGCCUCAAUCCAAAGCCCACGAGACGGCCUCUAAUGAGAUAUAUUCUUAAAGCUUUGGAAAACCCUUUGAAAGUUGUAAGAGACGAGCAGAUGAGCUCAGCAAGGCUUAGAACUACUUCCUCGAGAGGGUCAUGGAAUGCUGCCCUAUUUGGCAGCUGGCGUCAAAGCUCCUCAGAUGUGGCGGCCAUGCCUACUGCCCCUUCUCGAAAAGCAGAACAUGCUAACAGUUUCAAACAUUCGGGUUCUGACGAAAGCGGGCAAAACGAUGGACAUGGUCAUUCGUUCUCAACCAAAAGACACUCCAAUGAGAUCUUUCCCGAACCGUUGAACUUGCAAGAUGUAGAGCGAGAAAAUGACUAAAUGGAAGAUUAUUGUACUUCAUUCUUUAUCAAUAAUAUAGCAGUCUCCACAUUUGGAUGUAUUGCUUGUUAACUCUUUACCUGUACAUUUCAUCCAUUUUCAGGGGGUAGCUGAAAAGUGGAAAAUUCAAAUUGUUUGCAGGUUUUAGACUCCCUUUUAUGGGGAGGGAGACAAAACUAGGGUUUGGUAGUGGUUGUCUUUUGUUCUUCAUCUGUUUGAAGGCUUGUUUUCAGUUAAAACAAGCUACAAUUUUCUGUAAUUCAUAUUUUCCAUUGGCGCUCCUUUGAAUUAUAAAUUAUAAUAUUGUGUAA